AUGGAUCUCAUCGACAAAGGCCUGUCCAUCGCCAGAAAUCCCAAACACACGCAAUGGAUCUGUCCCCUUCUCCUGCUCGCCGACGCAGGCCUCUGUCUCCUCGUAAUCCGCAAAAUCCCAUACACCGAAAUCGACUGGAAAGCGUACAUGCAGCAGAUCACGCAGUACAUCGCCGGCGAGCGCGACUACAUCAAACUCCACGGCGACACGGGGCCUUUGGUCUACCCAGCCGCGCACGUCUACAUUUACCGCGUGCUGCACUUUUUCACGGACUCCGGGAAUGACGUCCGACUCGCGCAGUACAUUUUCGCGGGCCUCUAUUUAGCUACGCUGGGGCUGGUGAUGCAGUGCUAUCGCCGCGCGCGAGCGCCGCCUGGGCUCUUCCCGCUGCUGGUGUUGAGUAAGCGGUUACAUUCGAUUUUUGUGCUGAGACUGUUUAAUGAUGCUUGGGCGGUGUUCUUUUUGUUUCUGGCUAUCUACUGCUACCAGGCGCGGGCGUGGACGCUGGGGUCUGUGGCGUAUAGUGUUGGGCUGGGGGUGAAGAUGAGCUUGUUGCUUGCGCUUCCUGCUGUUGGGGUCGUGCUGUGGCAGGGAGCCGGGAGGGAUCGGGCGUUUCUGAAUGCUAUGCAGAUCCUGCAGUUCCAGCUCGCAUUGGCUAUCCCCUUCAUUGCGGUCAAGCCGUGGUCGUACGCUUCCCGGGCUUUCGAGCUGUCUCGACAAUUCCUGUUCAAGUGGACUGUCAACUGGCGCUUUGUCGGGGAGGACGUCUUCUUGUCGUCGGGUUUCUCUCGAGCGCUCCUCGCAUUACAUGCAUCGCUCCUCGCUCUCAUGCUCUCGAUGCAAUGGCUGCAUGCUCCGCCCUUGGUCGCGAUCAAAGAGCUCGUGUCCCUUCCAUCGCCAGCACGACAGGCCGAGAUUCAGAGACGAGUGACGCCGAGUUACGUCCUGAGCACCAUCCUUUCUGCCGUCAUUGUCGGCUGUCUGUGUGCGAGAAGCUUGCACUACCAGUUCUAUGCGUACAUUGCAUGGUCGACUCCAAUCCUUCUCUGGAAGAGCGGGUUGCAUCCCGUCCUGGUCUACGCAAUCUGGGGAGCGCAGGAAUGGGCGUGGAAUGUGUAUCCGAGUUCCAAUGUGAGCUCCAUGGUGGUGGUCGCCUGUCUCGCGGUGACUGUGGCAAGCGCCUUGGUCGGGGGAAGAGAAGAAAGCCUCUCCGCUAGUAAGGCGAGGAAGAAGCGGCAGUAA
Messenger RNA from Neohortaea acidophila, 1242 nucleotides. RefSeq names its product glycosyltransferase. The coding region runs from base 1 to 1242 and encodes 413 amino acids. The transcript has 3 exons. Gene Ontology annotation, cellular component: endoplasmic reticulum. NCBI's taxonomy places the organism in Eukaryota, Fungi, Ascomycota, Dothideomycetes, Mycosphaerellales, Teratosphaeriaceae. Gene Ontology annotation, molecular function: dol-P-Man:Man(5)GlcNAc(2)-PP-Dol alpha-1,3-mannosyltransferase activity. The record is from RefSeq and is a predicted model, not a curated record.